Messenger RNA from Trypanosoma cruzi, 1656 nucleotides. Its product is annotated as F-actin capping protein, putative. Gene Ontology annotation, biological process: barbed-end actin filament capping; actin cytoskeleton organization. Gene Ontology annotation, cellular component: actin cortical patch; F-actin capping protein complex. The record is from RefSeq and is a predicted model, not a curated record. NCBI's taxonomy places the organism in Eukaryota, Euglenozoa, Kinetoplastea, Trypanosomatida, Trypanosomatidae. Gene Ontology annotation, molecular function: actin filament binding. The coding region runs from base 1 to 1656 and encodes 551 amino acids. The transcript has a single exon.
AUGGAAGGGCAUCUGGACACAUUUUACGUGCCGUUAUGCUGGUUUCUGUCUCCUCCCCUAGCUUCUCUUUUUCUUUUCUUUUUGUUCUUUUUGCUUGCUCCAAUCUACCAUGCUUUUUGUACAUUGUCGUGCUCAAUGUACGCUGAUGGGGGAGGAACGGCGUCACGGUCCUGCGGAGCAGUUUCGAUGUCGUCGCGUGAGUCUGCUGUGAAGGAGACAGUUGACCCCGCCGACAUCUUACGUCAAUUUAUUCUUGCUGCGCCACCCGGCGAGCUAACGAGCGUUUUAAAGGCACUACGUGUGUUGACAGGCGAUGAUCGUCUCUUCUUUGAGGUCGUCCCACGUCUUUGCAUGGAACACCAUAUGCGUCAUUUGACGCCUUUUACUUUGGCAGCCCCAUACGCCAAGCGGCACGAGAGCAAAGUGCGGUUCGUGGAUCCCCAAAGCUGUGCCAAUGUUGCAGGUAGCCACGUCUCUUUCUUGGCCGGGAGGCAGAACCACCUCGUGACACGUAUAAAGCGUUUCGCCAAGAUACGUCGCCUACAAGCCCGUGAAGUGACAGCGAGGGUGGAGGAGUACUUUCUACAGCAGCGUUCAACGAUUACUCCCACGAGUGCCAACUUUAAGCAGGGGAUCUACCAAAGCGUGGAAUUGGACGACUCCACUGGCGAGUCUUCUGCCAGCGGACAGUCACAGGCACCUCAGCAGCAGCAACAGCAGCAGCAACAGCAGCAGCAGGAACUGUUUGAUCCUUUUGCCGAUAUUUUGCCAUCUGAGGGGUUUGAUGAACUCAAUCAUGUGUUUUUUGAUGUGGCACUGCAGCUGUACAUCGAGGUUGAUCCUGUGGCACAACUGUGUGUUCGUGUAAUCCCGUUUACUUCUGCCGUGGCGCCAACAAUGCCGGAGGUGCUGAGGGAGAUUGAGCGGCAGGCCACAGGACUUCACGGUGGGCCUCUCGGCCACACCCGGUUUUUGCUUCAACAGGAAAUUUCCCGUUAUGUGCAAGCAUGUUUUGGGGAGGAGGCGGAAGAGACUGCGAUGCAGGCGGAGCGGGGGAUGUCCCACCUGAUGGGGUCUGCACGAAACCUAGUUGACAUCCACCACCGCACAUCUAUUGCCAGCGCAGGAGGCAUGGCCGUUCUUCAGCCGCAUUCCCACAGUGGCGGGGAGGAUUGCCAAUCGCUUGUCAUUGCGGUCGCGGCGGUGCGUCAAUUCCCGCGCAACAUGUGGUCUGGGCGGUGGAAGUCUAUCUUUGUUGUGGAACCCACCAAGGACACGUCGUCUGAGGCGCAGGUCUACAUCAAAGGCGAGACACAGGUCUACGCGCACUACUACGAGGACGGCAACAUGCACCUGGAGGUUGCACAGGAGUUGCCGCUCACGUUACUGCCCGAAUGGCCUGUGGAAAUAUUCACGGCUGGUGGUGAUCCGACGGGAUUACCGGAUGCAUGGGAUUUGUGUGCCGCCGUAAUGGCGGUCAUUCAGCAGCAUGAGCAACGUAUCCACGACGCCGUGUUGAAGACCGCGAGGGACUCUGGUGAUCGUGCACUGCGGGACCUUCGGCGGAGAUUGCCCAUUACGAAGCAGUUAUUUAAUUUUAGGGGUGGACAGGCUCUUCCACGGCCGAUGUUCACAAGCACUGCGUUAGAAAAUUAG